UGUCAUCACAAUGCGUCAGGAUUAGAGGUCCUGUUAAUAAUAUUUGUUUCGUCUCCACAGGAACCAGGAUGCAGCGUCCCCGGUGGUUGCUAGGAUCAUGUCUAUGGUUGCUAUGCUCCACAGAGGUGUGGAUGGCGACCUUUAAGCUGGCUCUGAUUGGACCAUGGUCAUGUGACCCCCUUUUCUCCCGCGCUAUGCCGACUGCAGCUGCCAACCUGGCGUUGUCACGGUUACGGAGUGACACCGGGCUGAGCAGAGGCUACUGGUACGACGUGAAGCUAUUGGACGAGGACUGCUCCGCCUCCAAAGCACUGACAGAACUCGGGGACAUGGAGGGUUAUGGACACGCUUACAUCGGCCCCUUUAGCCCCGCCCUCUGCCAUGCUGCCUCUUUAUUGGCUCAGCACUGGGAGGCGGGGCUUGCCUCUCCAGGCUGUCUGGGUGCUGAUUGGCCCAACCUGCCGCCCCUCCCACAGCCCAGCAGGGUGCUCUUCAGCGUGCUCCGGUUCUUCCGCUGGGCGCACGUGGGCGUCAUCUCAGCUCCAACAGACCUUUGGGAGAGCACCGGACAGGAAGUGGCCUCGGCGCUCCGAGCACUAGGGCUGCCCAUUGGUCCGGUAGUUACCAUGGAAACCAAUAAAAACGGCGGCGCUCAGGAGGCUCUGCGAGCGAUCAGAGUGGCGGACAAGGUCAAAGUGGUCAUCAUGUGCAUGAGCUCUGUUCUGAUUGGUGGAGAGGAUCAGCGGGAGCUCCUGCUGACGGCUCUGGAUAUGGGGAUGGUUGCCGACGGUUACGUGUUCAUCCCAUACGACGCGCUGCUGUACGCCAUGCCGUACCAGGACAUAGCAUUUCCUCAGCUGACCAAUAGCACGAAGCUCCGCCACGCUUACAGCUCAGUCCUCACCGUUACCAUGGCGUCCGACCAGAGCUUCUACGAAGCCUUCAGACAGGCGCAGAUCAACCGUGAGAUCCGGACAGCUGUAUCUGCCACCGAGGUGUCUCCAAUCUUCGGCACCAUCUUUAACAUGGUGUACUUCGUUGCUAAGGCGGUGGAGGAGCGUCGUCAGGCAGGGGGUGGGCAUUGGGUGACAGGCAACCAGCUCAUCCAAUCAGAUGGAGGCUUUGAUUUCCAGGGCUUCAAUCAGGUGGUGUACGGAGGUAAAGAGGGGCGGGGCAUGCAGGCCAAGUACGUGGUGUUGGACAGCGAUGGAGACAGAUUUGUGCCGACACACACUCUCGCUCCGACACACAUACACGGGCCGGUCGGAAGCCUGAAACCUCUGAGUCACACCUUCAUCUUCCCUGGAGGAAAACCCCCCUCCGCCAGCUUCUGUUGGUUCAGUCCAGAGGAGGCCUGCAGUGGGGGUCUGGAAACGGUGUCCAUGUUCUUUGCCUUCCUGCUGCUCUGCGCUUUGAUUGGAGCUUUUAUCUACUGGAUAAAGAAGUACAAAAGAAAAGCAAGCAUCACCAAACUCAUCCUGACUCUGGACGACAUCGUCUUCAUCGACACUCAAGUCAGCAGAAAGAAAAUGAAUGACGAGUCGAUCAUGCGGAGUCUCCUGGAUUUCAAAACUCCGCUCCGCUCGAUUGCACGGAGUUACAUCCUGUCCUCACCUGAAAACUCUAACAUUGGAAUUCUGGAGGGUGACUUUGUUUGGCUGAAAAAGAUUCCUGUUGGACAUACAUUGACAUCCGUCAAUAAAAGCACAGAGAAUCUGUUCAGUCAGCUGCGGGAGAUGCGGCAUGAGAACAUAAACCUGUAUGUGGGUCUGUUCGUGGAUGUGGGGCUCUUCUCCCUGGUGGUGGAGCACUGUCCCCGGGGCAGCCUGUCCGACCUGCUGGCUGACGGAGACAUCAGGCUGGACUGGAUGUUCAAGUCCUCGCUGCUCAUGGACCUGAUUAAGGGGAUGAAGUACCUUCAUCUUCGAGGUUUGAGUCACGGCCGUCUGAAGUCCACUAACUGUUUAGUGGACGGACGAUUCGUCCUGAAAAUCACAGACUACGGACUUCCCAUGAUCCUUCACUCUCAGGGCCUCAGCCUUCAAGAAGACCCGCAAGAGCUGCUGUGGACGGCCCCUGAGCUCCUGAGGAAUCCGGUUCGAGGCGGUUCUUUCUCUGGAGACGUUUUCAGUUUCUCUAUCAUCAUACAGGAAGUGAUCUCACGCUCGCCGCCGUACGCCAUGAUGGACAUGCCUCCUGAGGAGAUCCUGCAGCGUCUGAGGCAGCCCCCCCCCCUCUGCCGGCCCCAGGUGUCGAUGGACGAGGCUCCGAGCGAGUGUCUCAGUCUGAUGAACGAGUGCUGGAGCGAAGAGCCGGGCAAGAGGCCCACCUUUGACGAGAUCUUCAAACAGUUCCGGGGCAUCAACAAGGGGAAGCGUGCGAACAUCAUCGACUCCAUGCUGCGGAUGCUGGAGCAGUACAGCUCCAACCUGGAGGAUCUGAUCAGGGAGCGCACCGAUGAGCUGGAGGUGGAGCGCAGCAAGACAGACAAGCUGAUUGGACAGCUGCUGCCAAAGUCCGUGGCUCAAUCUCUGAAGAAGGGGAAGCCGGUGCAGCCCGAGCAUUACUCUGACUGCACGCUGUACUUCAGCGACAUCGUGGGGUUUACUACCAUCUCCGCUCUCAGUGAACCCAUCGAGGUGGUGGACCUGCUCAAUGACCUCUACACGAUGUUUGAUGCCAUCAUUGGCUUGCACGAUGUGUACAAGGUAGAGACCAUCGGAGACGCCUACAUGGUGGCGUCAGGCGUCCCCAACAGGAACGGGAAUCUACACGCAGGCGAGGUGGCCAACAUGUCUCUGGACAUCCUGCACUGCAUGGGAGCGUUCAAGAUCAAACACAUGCCGGAGAUCAAGGUCAAGAUCCGCAUUGGACUGCACUCAGGUGCGCUUGUGGCAGGUGUGGUCGGCCUGACGAUGCCCAGGUACUGUCUGUUUGGAGACACCGUGACCACAGCUUCAAUAAUGGAGUCGUCUGGACUGCCCUACAGGAUCCACAUCAGUCUGAGCACAGUGAAGGUCCUGACCAGCCUCAAAGUGGGAUACCACAUCGACACCAGGAAGGCUCAGGUGAAGGGCACGGUGGACACGUACUGGCUGAUGGGUCGAGAUGGUUUCGAUAAACCACUUCCUGUUCCUCCAGACCUCAUUGGAGGAGCCAGUAACCAUGGGAUUAGUUUGGAUGAGAUUCCUCCUGACAGACGACAAAAGUUUCUGGACCGACAGAAGAAGGCAGCGAAGAAAUAAACACACAAGCUGAGACCCGCCUGUCUGCCUGGCGCAUCAACACACACACACACACACACACACACACACACA
Trematomus bernacchii (emerald rockcod) is the source of this 3317-nucleotide messenger RNA. Its product is annotated as retinal guanylyl cyclase 2-like. Lineage: Eukaryota; Metazoa; Chordata; Actinopteri; Perciformes; Nototheniidae. Gene Ontology annotation, molecular function: protein kinase activity; ATP binding; guanylate cyclase activity. Gene Ontology annotation, biological process: intracellular signal transduction; receptor guanylyl cyclase signaling pathway; cGMP biosynthetic process. The record is from RefSeq and is a predicted model, not a curated record.